AUGCUUCCUGCUUAUAAAAUGGAUACAAGAGACUAUGCACUACAGACUGACCUCAAGACCUGGCGCCAGAAGAUACUUGUUGAUUUGGGGAUCAAUGAUCCAUUUUUCAGUCCUGCUCUUAUUCUUCUGGAUCCAAUCUUAAUGCACAUCAUUGAUCUCUCCCUUCACUCAAAGCUAUCCAAUGUUGCUUCCCUCCAAGACUUAACAGACUGGUGCUAUGCCAAUGAGUAUGGUAGAAAUAUCUUGGAUUUGGUCCGCAAGCAUUAUCCCCUGCUGACAGCUGUGCAACCACCUCAGCCUAACAUGUUCAUUAAUAUGUCCAAUGUGGUGUCACUCUCAACAGCAUCAAAUCUGCUUAAUCCAUCGGCCCACUCUGCAAAUAUUCCUAAGAAACCACGCAAAGUAACUGUGUGUUCUAAAUGCAAGCAAUCCGGCCAUAAUGCGAGGAACCAUCUUUGCCCAAUGCGCGCAGGUCCUUCUAACACCAACCUCAAUCAAGAAAACAUUCUCCCUAGCGGCGCUACUUGUGUCAAUAAUCAAUGA
This is a messenger RNA of Suillus subalutaceus, 543 nucleotides long. RefSeq lists its product as uncharacterized. The coding region runs from base 1 to 543 and encodes 180 amino acids. The transcript has 2 exons. The record is from RefSeq and is a predicted model, not a curated record. Lineage: Eukaryota; Fungi; Basidiomycota; Agaricomycetes; Boletales; Suillaceae.